Alligator mississippiensis (American alligator) is the source of this 4927-nucleotide messenger RNA. RefSeq names its product KIAA0040 ortholog. The transcript has 2 exons. The record is from RefSeq and is a predicted model, not a curated record. Lineage: Eukaryota; Metazoa; Chordata; Crocodylia; Alligatoridae. Bases 247 to 573 code for a protein of 108 amino acids.
CCCGCGCCGCGCACCAUUUCCUCCCCGCUCCGAAAACUUCUGCGCCUGCAGCAGGCGGCGGGUCGGGCGCUGCGGCGGGAGCCGGAGGGGCGGCGGCCGGGCUGGAGGCUCCCGCGGGAGCGGGAGAGGGGCUGGAGGUGCUGGUCCAAAGAGCUUCUGAAUCCUGUCGACUACCAACCAGGGCUUGAACACAUCCCCAGGGGACUCUGAGGGCAGGCAGAACAGGAGCCCAGCCAGCAAGCCACCAUGGAGCAGAUCCGCUCUUUCUUCCAGUCAAUCUGGGAUCUCAUUCUCACCAAGCACCAGGAGGGCAUAUUCAACACAGUCUGCCUGGCAGUGCUGGCUGGGCUGCCCUUAAUCGUCCUGUUGGUCUUCCUUUUCAUCUGUUGUCACUGCUGCUUCUGUAGCCAGAGGGGCAAAAACAGCAGCAAUGGAGGUUGCAGCAGCAGCAAUGGGCAAGUCCAAGCAGAAAAGAACAAUAAGAGGAAGAAGAAGAAGGAUGAAGAUGACCUGUGGAUCUCAGCUCAGCCCAAGCUGCUCCUGUUGGACAAGAGGCCAUCACUGCCAGUCUAAUUAAUGGGAAAGAGAGAGGACACUCCUCCUCAAGAUCCAGUGAGUCCUUCAGGCCAUGCACUGUGAGGGGAAGGAGCUACUGCAAUGGCUCUUUUACCCUUUAAUAAUGACUCUAAACUAAAUAGGAUUUCCAGGGCAAGCCAGACUCUGGCAAGAUCACUAAGAUGAUAAACAGAAGACAAAGUCGGGCAUACGUUUAUAUGCCAGCAGUGUAUACAAUGACAUACACACACACACACAUGCAGUGACAUACAUGCACUUCCAUGUAUAACCACUCACAUACUCAUGAGGUCAUGGCUAUGCAGCUUCACGUGCGUAAAGAUGUACAUAUGCUCACACAUAAACAUGCCUGCUGUCACAUGCAUGCAGAUACCCAUGCACAAGGUCAUGUGCCUUCAUGUGUAUGACGCACAUAAAUGUAGUCAUGUGUACUAACAUGUAUACAAGGUGGUAUAUAAAUUCAUGCAUUCACACAUGCACCUAAAAUCUAGUACAUCUUGAACUCCCCUCUACAAACUGAGGCAUGUGUAAAGUACACAGGACAAGCCCGCAUGCUUGUAUGGAUAAUACAUAAGUAUCAAAUCAGACUAAACUGAGAUACCACCCUGGCUUAGAGGUACAAGAGGAGAUGAGCAUACAAUCAUAUCAGAAUGAGAAGAAUUCUUCCCCCAAAUCCAUGGCAGGUAACAGUUUUGCUGCUCCAAAAGAGAAAUUUUCUAUCCAUCACAGGACUUUCCUAGCAAAUGCAGUAACAUGAUCCAAUCUUAUAGACCCCAAGACAGCAAAGCAGAAAAUGACGUUGCCACACAGGAUAAAGGCAGGCAAGAACAGAACAGAUGUGGCAUCAUACAGGACUGAAAACUCUACAUGGACAUUGAGAAGCCUGUUUAAAACUGGUCUUUUAAGAGCUCAUCAUGCUGGAGUUAAGGUGGCUUCAUUUCCAUGGUACAGUGAGAGAAGAGACUCCAUAUGGAAGCAUGGCUACAGCAUUAAUUUAUCUAAUGACUACUAGAAACAGUUAACUCUUGGACCAAAGGCCCACACAUCACUGAGAUCUACAGAAAACUGGCUCCAGGCAAUAACUUAGGGCAUGCGCCACUCUCACAUACAGAGACAUGCAUGUGCGUGUCCAUGUGUGCACAUGCACGUGGGCAUACACACACACACACACACACACACACACACACACACACACACACACACUGACCCCCUAGCACUCAGCUUCUGGUUUUGGGUGCAUUUCAUUCUGUCACUGUAAGGGCAGCUGAGUCUAGGAUAAACCGGGGAUGAAGUUAAAUGACAUGUAAUCCACGUAUACUUCACUUCUUUGCCCACUAAAGCUUUGGUCCCACACUGCUCACCCCAAUGAAAGACUGUCCUCACCAGAACUUCAAGAUCUGAUAGACUCCCCUUCCUCAUGAGUUAAGGCAGCUCACUCCAUCCUAGCUAACCUUGCCCCUGUUCCACAUAAGCAUACUCAGACUGCCAAGCCUAUUUCCUAAGGAACCAGCCUGACCUCUCCCUAGUCCACUAUUGCAGUUAUCAGCAAGGUCUGUUGAAGCCUCACUGACAUGUUGUGCAAAUAGUCGGAGUGUCGGGAAGCCUCACUGUAUCUGUUCUUUGCACUAAGGUAAUGCAAGAGCCAAACAGUUUAAUUCUAAAGGCUCCAUUGGGAACUUUUUGUUCUCUUGUUUUUAAUCUCCAAAGUGAACUGACCAGGCAGUUCACAGAGAAAGAAAAAAUAAUACACACCCACCCAGACAAGUGCUGGUAGAGACUGCCAAACUGCAAGCACCAGCAUGGCAGGCUCAAAAAAGUACUAGCCUCAUCUGCAACAAAACAGGUCUUCCAUGCUCCCUCUAGGAAACCAUUGCCAGUGGAUGGGUGCAUGGGAGAGAAGAAAGAGUCAGGGACCUGCUUAUGGACCGAGUCUUUUGUUCUGUACCCUCACAGCAUGGCCCAUUUUGUCCAACUUUGAGAUAAUGGUGAUGUAAUAUAAUCCCAUCACUGGGAUUGGUGUUCACUUGUGUUGUUGGGAUAUCAACCCCAGAGUUCUCACCACUUAGGCCCUUUCAAAGAUCUCACUUGAGUUCGGGACAGACAUUACAUAUAAACUGGUUUAAGUGAUCAGAAACUAGUUUAAACCUGUAACAGAACAGAUGUUCAGUGGACAUAAACCAGUUUGAAAUGGCUUAAACCAGUUUGAGAUAAACCUUCUUGAAUGUGGUAUCAGACUUAACUGAUUUGGCUCAACCCAUUUUAUGCAAUGUCUGUCCCAGUCCCCUUGCUGAUUUAAGAUAAACCAGACUCCCAAAGCAUCCCAGCAUGCUCCCUGGGAUAGGUGAGGCUCUCUGCUACACAGCAGGGCUGGCCCCCUCCCCUCUGCUCCUUGGCUGGAGCUCCAGCAGAGACAUGCAGGCACAGCAGGGUCUGCCUGGCUUCCCCCUCCCCUCCUCUCCCCUCCCCCUCACUGCUCAAGCAGGAAAUCCCUCCCUCCCAUCUCCCACAGCAGGGACCUCAGCCCCAUGGACCCUAGGCACAUGGUAUGCUAGCUAAUGCUGAUGUGUGUGUGUGUCUCCAAUUUCACGGGGACUGGCAAACAGAACAGUGACUGCUUAGAGUUGUUUGGAGCUAAUCAACAAGUCAGCUGGUAAGCUGUUUAAGAAGAGUUUUAAGUAAUGGAGAGAGGCUAUUGUUUUGCUGAUGGGGUGAUAACACUGUUAUCAGCCCCCUGCAGACCAUAUAAAGAAUCAGGGAGGGAGAUUGAAAAGCUCUGUAUCAUCAAUAGAUGUAUGCACUGCAUUCUCCCCCCUUGCUUCAGAGUGCUAGCAGGAGGCUGGGGUCUGGCAACACUCCCACCCCUCGAGCAGCAAGCAUGGAAAAGCCUGGGAUGGUGCAGGCAGACCUCCCUAAUCAGAGGUCCUGCUGGGGCACCGGCCACACCCCCUUCAGCUCAGCAUUAUAUAAGGGAAGGGAGGGCUGCUCUAGCACCCCCAGCUUCUAGCCUGAGCUACUGCAGGCAUGUGUCAGCAUUUCCUCAGUCCAGAGAGAAUAUCUGUCCAGUUACAAACUGGUUCAGCCUAGCCAGGUUAGACUAACCUGCAAAGAUUGAAUGAAUUCAGGUUCAGGCUUUUUGAAUGUCUGUCCCUAGCCUUGGUGACAUUUCACUUCCAUUUAAAAAAAAUGGUGACCCUGCCUCACCCAAAAUUAAGCCUAGGGUGAGCUUGACAUUUGUGUUUAAAAUGCCUUAAGGGAAGCUCAGUCCUAGAGAGAAACAGUCCAUGAAUAGUUCUAGUGCUCUGGUCCAUGUCCCAGUUCCGGCCUGGAGCUAGGCCUAUUUAGCAAAAGCGUGGGAUUUUGCAGUCUUCUUCAUCCCCACAAUCCCCAGGUUAAAACAGGUUUUUCUUCUGAGUGUCCCACUUCCACAGGUAGAAAAACUGCCUACUUAUUGGUUGCUACUGCUCAGACACAACAAUACUGAAACUCUCUAGAAUGUGCUAUCAUUCUCAGGAAUAAGACAGGCAAAAUUAAGGGAAAAUGUAAUCAGAGGUAAAAGUAUUUACCAACUGGCAGAGAGGGAGAUGUAGGCAGCAGCACCAGAUUAUAACAAAGCUACUUUAAGGCCACAGUGUUUAUAACAAAGCUACUUUAAGGCCACAGUGUUUUUCUCAGCCAAAUUGAAAGGCUUCAUCUCUGAAAGGCAUUCUGGGAAAUGUUUUCAGUAAGGUUACUCAAGCCUGCACUCGCAAGGGGUAGCAGGAGUUGGAAAGUCACCUGGGAAAUAAAUGGUUUUGCCUGCAUAUGAAACCACAACCUCCAAUCCAAACCCUCCCAAAUUUAGGGGAAGUUUGAAUCAAAACUUCAUGGCUGAACCCUAUUUCUAUAAUGGACUGCAUGUAAAAAAAGCCACAACCCCUCACCCCUACAUACAAUCUUGCUCUAAGAAGCUCAGAACUAGGUUCAUGCUUCCUGACUUGUGCUCAUCUCUAGCCACUGGCUGCAGAGAUCAGGGAGCUGCUAGCAAAACAGGAGACUGAACUGAGGACAUCCAUAAAGCAAAAGCAACUAUAGCUUGAGCUUCAGCCGACUCACACCUACUGUGGAGUGGGCCCAGAAAUCAUGUUCUACACUGUAACCAGCAGGCUGCACUUGCAGACAGUUGAUAAGGCAAUGUCUGAUACAUUGUUACUCACUUCACUGGGAUUCCCUGGGCCUUUGGCUCCUUUAGAUAACUCUGCUCAGGCACUUACACAAGAGCCUUGUCUGCAUUCCACCAUCAGCCUUUUUUCUGCACUGUUCAUGCAAGAGGAAAACAAAUGUUUUCAAAAUAAAGGUAUUUUUAGAAAACCAAAAA